GGGGAAAGGGGGUAUAUAUUCAGCGUGGAAGUCCCGAUUUGAGGGACUCAAGGAAUUUCUACUUCUUUACAUACAAGACGGUGUGGUUUGAGGUACGUGCUCUGGGUAUCUGUUCAGGGUAUACUGUGUCUCCCACUUAGACAUCUCUCCUCGUAUCGUUCUUCUUCUUUUGAGUCUUCGGAAGCACGGCUCCCUUAUUUCAGACACCUAACCUACACCAAACCACCUCACCAUGGCACCUCUAGAAGUAACCACCCAACCCAUCGCCCCGCACGACCUCCCCUCUCCUCUGACAAACAACAUGAACUCCCUCCCCCCCUUCCCCAACCACCGCGCCCCCAAACACAUCUACCCAGACGGCAUCAAAACCUCCGGCCAACACCCCCCAAUCUAUUCCCUCCUGCGCCCCUACUCUGCCUUCCCCACAGAAAUCACCGGCCCCACCGUCUGGCAAGCCUCCGACUACCGCUCCCACCCCUCGCGCUGGACACACAUCUUCUCCCCCUCGGAGCUCGCCGAAAUCAGCGCCGCGGCAGACUUAUUCCUCGCCUCCGGAACCCCCACGACGGGAAUCUCGCAAUCCAACUUCCCACUCCCCCAGUUUGGAAAGUUUCUGCGCGGUCUGAAGGACGAGUUACUGAAUGGCAAAGGGUUCAUCCUGUUCAAGGGGUUCCCCGUUGCGGAGUGGGGGAAUCGGAAGAGCGCGGUUGCGUACAUGGGCCUGGGCACGUAUCUAGGGUAUUUCGUCAGUCAGAACGGGCGCGGGCAUGUGUUGGGGCACGUGAAGGAUUUGGGUGAGGACGCGACGCAGAUUGACAAGGUGCGCAUCUAUCGCACGAAUGCUAGGCAGUUUUUCCACGCUGAUGAUUGCGAUAUCGUGGGCUUGCUUUGCGUGGCGAAGGCGUUGGAGGGAGGAGAGAGCGACUUGGUUUCUAGUCACCAUGUGUGGAAUACGCUGCAGAGGGAGAAUCCGGAUGUGGCGAGGACGCUGACGGAGCCGAUUUGGUAUUUUGAUCGUAAGGGGGAGACGAGCGUGGGGCAGGAGGAGUGGAUAAGGUCGAGCGUGUUUUAUCUCGAGACCGGGGAGAAUCCGAGGGUGUACUGCAAAUGGGACCCCUACUACAUCCGCUCCCUCACCCGCUUCUCCGACAAGGGCCUCAUCCCCCCUCUCUCCGAAGCCCAGCAGCGCGCCGCCGCCGUGCUCGAAGAGACGUGCCUGCGCCUCUCGCUGCACAUGGUCCUCGACAUCGGCGACAUCCAGUUCCUGUCCAACGCCCACGUCCUGCACGCCCGCACCGCGUACAAGGACUACCCUCCGCCAGCGCCGCGGAGACAUCUGAUGAGGCUGUGGCUCAGCACGCCCGAGGACGAAGGAGGCUGGAGGCUGCCGUUCCAUGACAGCAAUGAGAAGAAGAGGGGCGGUGUCCAGGUCAACGAUACCCCGCCAGUGGCGCCGUAUGAUGCCGAGUAG
Molecule: messenger RNA, 1471 nt
Organism: Westerdykella ornata
Lineage: Eukaryota; Fungi; Ascomycota; Dothideomycetes; Pleosporales; Sporormiaceae
Product: taurine catabolism dioxygenase-like protein TauD
Exons: 2
Coding region: 233-1471 (412 amino acids)
Molecular function (GO): oxidoreductase activity
Source: RefSeq, a predicted model, not a curated record